Nymphaea colorata (pocket water lily) is the source of this 992-nucleotide messenger RNA. Its product is annotated as light-harvesting complex-like protein OHP2, chloroplastic. Gene Ontology annotation, cellular component: chloroplast thylakoid membrane. The transcript is spliced from 2 exons. The record is from RefSeq and is a predicted model, not a curated record. The coding region runs from base 217 to 765 and encodes 182 amino acids. NCBI's taxonomy places the organism in Eukaryota, Viridiplantae, Streptophyta, Magnoliopsida, Nymphaeales, Nymphaeaceae.
UUCUUGGAACCAUUCCCUCUUUGGACGCGCUAAAUGCUCCACAUAUGGCAGAAAAGGAGAAAUUUUGCUCGACUCGAACGCAUGGAACUUGGCUCAAUCUUAUCCACUGAUUCUGCGGCUGAUCAGUUGCCAGAUCCAUCUUCCUUCCUCUGAAACUCAAGAGCAGCUACUAGAGGGGGAGAAGGCAGGAAAAGAGCAAGUAAACCAAGGAACGAGAUGUCAAUGGCAUCAACAAUCCCUUCUAUGAGACUAUCAUGCUCAGCCACAUCAUCUUCCUCAACCACAGCAUUCAGAAGGGUCAUCUCCAAGAAGCCAUCAUCCACCGUAAUCAGGAGUUCCCAAGCCGAAGGCCCCUUAAGAAGACCUGUUGCACCACUGAGAGAACCAACACCACCAUUGAAGCCAGUGCCUCCGACUCCUCCUUCUUCUUCUUCUCCAAUUCUCUCCCCACCUCCAUCUCCAUCACCACCAACCAAGCCAGCUACUGCGGGGACGGUGCCUGACUCUCAGGUGCCGGCAACAGUGACAAUUGAGUUCCAAAGGAGGAUGGCGAAGGAGCUUCAGGAAUACUUCCGUGAGAAGAAGGUAGAAGAGGCAAAUGAAGGACCCGUCUUUGGAUUCCUUGGCAAAAAUGAGAUUGCUAAUGGAAGAUGGGCAAUGUUCGGGUUUGCUGUUGGGCUGCUGACCGAGUAUGCUACGGGUUCAGAUUUUGUGGAUCAAGUAAAGAUUCUUCUCUCUAAUUUUGGUAUUGUAGAUCUUGAAUGAUCUAUCCCUUCUUAUUGUUCUCAACCUUGCACUUUGCCUUGUAUCUUUUAUCGUUCCAAAGCUUCUCUUCUUUUUCUUUUUCCCCUUUGUAUGAAAAAAAUCUGGUUCCAUUCUCAUAUGGUGGGUACAGAUGUAUAGGAAGUAAUUGUAGGAUUGCCAUCAAACAUCUCUCUUAUUCAUCGUGUAAUUCCAUUCUCAUUUCAAUUGAAUCGUGCCAUUAUAGUAAA